GAAGUGCGCGUGUGUAAUAACUCAAUUCGCAUUUGCACUCCUAAACAUCGCGAUUUUUAAAAACUUUUACAAAGAGUAAAGUCUACUAAACUUAGUCCACUCUUUUCAUAACAUAUUCUAGUUUAGGGAACAGAAAACUGUAUUGAGAUCAAAUGUUUCAUCGAUGAGAAAAUUGCAGAACGUCGGCCAAACUCAAUCUCGUUCCAUCUUCUCCCACUGCCUGCCAGUCGGCUUCCUCUCACUACCAUGGAAACACCAAGCAGACGCUUCACGUCUGUACAUCCGCUAAAAUAUCUGUCUCAUUGUUCUAUCUGUGAUUGUACUGCAUGUCUGUGUCCGUCGUCAGAGACCGGUCGUCACUAGUUAAAACAGCCACAAAGUCUUAAUUAUGUCUCAACUCCGCCCAUUUCUGCUAUUUAUUUGGUUAAAAUCGGAUUUAAAACCCAACCACAAUACUAACCGUAUACCUUACCCUAGCCUUAAAUUAAGAACAAAAAGCAAAAAUGUUGUAGACAAUUUUGACUCUGUGGCUGUGUUACUUAGUGUGGAAACCAGCUACGUAACCUCUUUAAAAUCAUCUAACUUUUUUUUGUGGAUUGAUUGAUAUUAGCGCGGUCGUAGGCUAAAUCUACCGAAAUGGGGAAGAGGGACAACAGAGUGUCUUAUGUGAACCCAAUAGCUGCAUCAUGUGCCAAUGGACCCGCACCCAAUGCAGGACCCUCUAUCCAGGAUUACCUGAGAAGACCACGGCCAACAUGGGAAGAGGUGAAGGAGAUCAUAGACAGGAAGAAGAAAGGCUCCAGAGCCUUGGUGGACUUUGAGGACCAAAUGAACUCGAAUUGGAAGAAGGAGCUGGCGAAGAACAGAGAGAAGUUACUAGGUGGCGUUGACAAAGACAAGGAGAAAGAGAAAAAGAAGAUCGAGAAAGGAAGGAAAGGAAAGAAAUCCAACAGGCAUUCCUCUCCUUCAUCCUCCUCAUCAAGUUCUGAUUCCUCUAGCAGAUCUUCCUCAGACUCUGAAGACGAGAAUGAAAAGAGCACCAAAAGGAAAAAGCGGUCCUCCAAGAAAGCAUCGGAUGACUCUACUGUAGAAUUGGAGCCCGACGGCAAGGGUGAGAAGAGCCGCAGGAAGAAGAGGAAAGCUGAGCGACGUCGUAAAGACUCCUCAGAGUUGUCCGCUGACUCCGACAUGAAGGUUGUAAGUGUUUUUACUCAUCAUUUGCCAUGUUUAAUGAACAUGUGUUAUGUAUUGAUUUAGAUGACUGCUUACAGUGGGGCAAAAAAAGUAUUUAGUCAGCCACCAAUUGUGCAAGUUCUCCCACUUAAAAAAAUGAGAGAGGCCUGUAAUUUUCAUCAUAUGUACACUUCAACUAUGACAGA
Molecule: messenger RNA, 1379 nt
Organism: Oncorhynchus mykiss (rainbow trout)
Lineage: Eukaryota; Metazoa; Chordata; Actinopteri; Salmoniformes; Salmonidae
Source: RefSeq, a predicted model, not a curated record